Molecule: messenger RNA, 996 nt
Organism: Drepanopeziza brunnea f. sp. 'multigermtubi' MB_m1
Lineage: Eukaryota; Fungi; Ascomycota; Leotiomycetes; Helotiales; Drepanopezizaceae
Biological process (GO): fungal-type cell wall organization
Cellular component (GO): plasma membrane; cell cortex of cell tip
Source: RefSeq, a predicted model, not a curated record
AUGUCUUCGACUCUCGCUGCGAGAAGGAAGCAGCCGAAAGAAAACGACGGAGUCCUAGAACCUGAGCAAGAUUCAGAGCGGACCAUCACCCCGACAUACCGCCCAGGGGUCAAUAUCAAGGAAGCUACUAAGACGCGGAAGACAUUCAUCAUAGUAACAUCCGUCUUGUACGCCAUUUCGGUCAUCUUUUUGAUUCUGGUACUCAUCGGCAACAUCAAUAACAAGCCCGUGAUUCGCAGCACGUACUUCUACAAGCUCGACCUGACGAACAUCAUCCCCUCUUCAGCCGAAAACAUCGUCCUCGUCAAUUCUCUCGCCCGCUCCCUCGGCCUCCACGAUUUCUACCAGGUUGGCCUUUGGAACUUCUGCGAAGGCUACAACGAUGAAGGAAUCACAUACUGCCACCCGAGAGAGAGCCUCUACUGGUUCAACCCGGUCGAGGUCCUGCUCAACGAGCUGUUUUCCGGCGCGACGAUCGCCAUCCCGGUACAGCUCGUCAACAUCCUCCAGCUGAUCCGCAUCGCGUCGCGCAUCAUGUUCGGCUUCUUCCUCGCCGGGACCUGCAUGAACGUCGUGUCCACGGGCCUCGUCUUCGCCGCCCUGCGGUCCCGCUGGUGGUCCCUCGUCCUCACCAUCUGGACCCUCGUGGCGGGUAUCAUGAUCCUGGCGGCCAGCGUCAUCGGGACAGCCAUGGCCCUGAUCUUCCGGAGGGUAGCCACUUCCCAGAACGAGCUCAACAUCGGCGCCGCCUAUGGCGAGGUCAUGUUUGCCUUCAUAUGGAUCGCGACCGGAUGCUCCGUGAUUGCCUUCCUCCUCCACGCGGGCAUGAUGUGCUGCUGUGCUAGCAGGAGGGACGUGGAGACCGGUCGGAGGAUGGGCAGGAAGAGCGCUUAUGGCAAUGUGGGCAUGGAUGAGAGAAAGAGACCCUUGCGCCUGAGGCAAUGGGCGAAGCUGCCCAAGUGGGGACGGAGGAAGGCUGAGGCCGACAUCUUAUAG